This is a messenger RNA of Phytophthora infestans T30-4, 2061 nucleotides long. RefSeq lists its product as uncharacterized. The transcript has 2 exons. Bases 1 to 2061 code for a protein of 686 amino acids. NCBI's taxonomy places the organism in Eukaryota, Oomycota, Peronosporomycetes, Peronosporales, Peronosporaceae. The record is from RefSeq and is a predicted model, not a curated record. Gene Ontology annotation, molecular function: oxidoreductase activity; copper ion binding.
AUGCAGAUCGGCCGUGCCACGCACAACUGGACGGGGGACGGCUCCAUCUCGGGUGAGAUCUAUGGCUACUCGCUUAGGAAUUCGACUCCUACCAUGCCCGGCCCGACAAUCAAGGUCGCUAAGGGUGUACCGAUCACCAUUACCUGGUACAACGAGCUAUCACAGCCGCACCUGUUCCAGAACUUUGUCGAGGAUUCUCUCAACAACAUUGAGUCUGCAUGCUACCCGUACUGUGGUGUGCCCGUUGUCACACACGUGCACGGACUAGAGUCACCACCAGAAUAUGACGGGCUACCGUACCGGUCCAUCUACAAGAACCAGUCACAGGUAUUCCACUACUACAACAACCAGUCUGCGUCCACCAAACUCUAUCACGAUCACUCCAAUGGUCUCACACGCCUCAACACGUGGGCUGGUCUCAUGGGUGCGUACAUCAUUGCCGACAAUGAGCUUGAGGCGUCGAUCAACAUGGACAUCGAGACAGAUAUUCCUUUGGUGCUGACUGACCGUUUAAUCAACACGACGGGCGAGCUCUUGUACUCGGACGACAACUGCAAUGCUGGGUCGACGAAGUGGGUGCCCGAGUCCUUCGGCUCUGUUAACCUUGUGAACGGCGUGAUCAUGCCGUACGUCGACGUGCCGCCUGCUCAGGUCCGCUUCCGCCUGAUCAACGUUGCCAACGCUCGCCACUACAACAUCUCCGUGCCGUUCCAGGACAAGUGCCAGAUCGUUGCGUCCGACUCGGGUUUCGCUAACAAACCCGAGUCGUUUGAAAACUACCUCGUUCUCUUCCCUUUCGAGCGCAUCGAGUUCGUCUGUGACUUCACUAACUCCACCAAUGGCACCACGUACGACCUCGAGGAUAACCAGACGGCUGACCAGCCUACAGAUUACGACGAACGUAUCAUGCGCAUCCGCGUCGUCGAGAGUCUCAAGACGGAUACUAUGAAGUACCGCGCGCUCCCAUCUACGCUUGUGAAGUACAAGUCGCUGAAGGAGCUCUACGAAGCCGGCGGAAAGGAACGUACCGUCAUCCUCGGAGAAAUGGAUACCGCGAUGCAGUGUCCCCUGUACGACAUGAUCAUGUACCGCUCGCAGCAAAUCAACAUGACGACUAUCACCGGCAGCCUUCACUGUACCAAGGGCACGGUGGAGAAGUGGAACUUCCAGAAUCCGACCGAUGACCCGCACCCAUUCCACUGGCACUUGGUCAACGCGCAAUGUGGCGAAACAGAAGAAACCAUCGAUACGAACCACCUGAAAGAUGUAGCCAAGAUCCCGAAUGCCGGUGACCGCCCCUCGGAUACUAUCACCCAGGUCUGCUACGUGGCUUGCACUCCCGACGAGUACCUCAUAGCCAAUAGCACUCGCGGCGCCAAGGACUACGGAUUUGACACGACCGAGCCGUACGUUGCUCACUGUCACAUUUUAGAGCACGAAGAAAACGCGAUGAUGAGCUGGUUUAAGAUCAUGGACGUGGACGACGGCUAUGCCGACGACAAUGGUAUCACGCCGGGCACCGAGAUCACCUUCACUGUGAUUGCUACGGCAAUGGGUAUGAGUGUUCUUGGUGGCAUUGCUACGACGCUGUCCGUGCUCGUCAUCUCAGUGGAACGCUUGAAAUUCCUCGCCGACCCGCGUUCGCUCUCGAUUGCCUUCGCUUUGUCGGCCGGUGUCAUGAUCUUCAUUGCUUUCGCUGACCUGUACGCCGAGGCAUUGAUUUACUACCGUGCUGCGUUCACUCCUGGUACAACGGACCCCGAAGCUUACGAGCACGGUGGUGCUUCCACUACCGCUGGAGUGUGCGACGACACAUGCAACGGCAACACGUAUUUGGCCGCUACUGGUGUAUUCUUUGUCGGAGUGGCCAUCAUCCUGUUUGUGGAGUGGCUGGUGCACUCUGUGUUCGAGCGUAAGGACAGAGCUGCCGCCAGGGCUGCUGCCAACGCAGACUUAGAGGCGGAUGGCGAGAAAGCUUUGAAGACGGACGACGUUACCGAGAAGGCGAGUGUUGUGCACAUUGCAUCUCCAAAGAGAACAAUGCGCUUCUUGAGGAAAUGA